UUUUUUAUACGGUACAAAUUUAUUAGUGUGUAGUUAGUUUUUAUUGUAUUUCAAUAUCUAUGGUAGUUUUGAGAAUACCGGUACGCGUCGUAAAGUGUGACUAUUGGCUUUGUUAUUUUAUUAUUUUAUUUUUAGUUUGUGCCUUUAAAGGAUAAUAAUGGAUGCACAUUUAACUGAAGAAGAAGAACAGUUGUACGAUAGACAGUUACGUGUGUGGGGUCUCGAAUCACAAAAAAGACUGCGAGCUGCUCGAGUCCUGGUCAUAGGAAUGCACGGCUUGGGCUCAGAAAUAGCCAAGAACUUGAUUCUGUCCGGCGUGCGCUCUCUGACGAUGAUGGACCACACCGUCGUGACCGAGGAAGACUUCUCUGCGAACCUGUUCGUGGAGCGUUCUCAUCUGGGCAAGAAUCGCGCUGAGUCCUCGUUGGCGCACGCGCGGCAGCUGAACCCCAGCGUGGAAGUGACCGCAGACACGAGCUGCGUGAAGGACAAGACAGACGCGUUCUUCAAGAACUUUGAACUGGUAUGCGCAACCGGCUGCGACAAGGCCCAGAUUGUGUCCUUGGACUACACGUGUCGCAGCCUGGGGAUCAAGUUCUACUACGGUGCGGUGUGGGGCCUGUUUGGUUGCAUGGCUGCCGACUGCGGACUGCACGAGUACACCACAAUGUCGUCGGUGCCGAUGCAGCCCAAGGCCGGAGAUGAAUCUCAGAAGGAUGGCAUGCUGGACAUGACCUUUCAGCCCCUGGAUGAUGUGCUCAAUGCCGACUGGAAGAGCGAGGACCUGAAGGGCAAGGCCGGAGCCCUGCAGCCGGAGUUUCUGCUCCUACUGGUGCUGUUGGAGUUCCAGAAGCGAACAGGGCGGAAACCAAGUCCAGCCUCUCGCGACAAGGACCUGACGGUGCUCAAGGAUAUCCGGGACUCCUGGCUACCAGACAUUGGCAUCAAGGAGCCUGAGAAAGUGGGCGAUACUUACUUCAGCUGCCUGUACGGGGAGGUGAGCCCGGUGUGUGGCAUCAUGGGGGGCAUCAUUGCCCAGGAGAUCACCAAGGUACUGUCCCAGGUGGAGAUGCCCUACAACAACCUGUUCUUCUACAACCCCCUGACCUGCAAGGGCUACGUCGACACCAUUCCCUAGAGCUGCAGCUUCUCAGGUCACCUCGGACUCUCGUGCAGUUAGCAUCAGCCGUCGAGAAACAUGGUGGUUCAGAAUGUGACAGUUUUAAGACUGAUGUUUGUGUGUUACUGUGUGUUUGAGUGUUUUGAUACUUGUGUCUAAUCCAACACUACUGUUGGUUCAGUUAUUUCAGUAUGUAUUGUCUGUCAUAGUGUAUUACUUUUGUGAACAUUUGAACUUUUAAUUUUUUAUAUGAAAAUAAAAAAAGGUGUCAAAAAGUA
Bacillus rossius redtenbacheri is the source of this 1398-nucleotide messenger RNA. It is a transcript of the gene Aos1, whose product is annotated as SUMO-activating enzyme subunit 1. Gene Ontology annotation, biological process: protein sumoylation. The transcript has 6 exons. The record is from RefSeq and is a predicted model, not a curated record. Gene Ontology annotation, cellular component: cytoplasm; SUMO activating enzyme complex. Gene Ontology annotation, molecular function: SUMO activating enzyme activity. Bases 158 to 1138 code for a protein of 326 amino acids. NCBI's taxonomy places the organism in Eukaryota, Metazoa, Arthropoda, Insecta, Phasmatodea, Bacillidae.